Molecule: messenger RNA, 711 nt
Organism: Entrophospora sp. SA101
Lineage: Eukaryota; Fungi; Glomeromycota; Glomeromycetes; Entrophosporales; Entrophosporaceae
Source: the annotation of a GenBank genome assembly
AUGACAAAUCCAAUCGAAACUGGUGAAAAUGGAAAGGUUGUAGAACGUCGCCGUUACGAUGAAGUUAAAAGAUACGCCAGCGACGACUACGAUUACGAUUACGACAACGACAAGAAAUAUGAUGACUAUAAUAAAUAUGACGACAAGAAAGACUACGAUUACGACCACGACAAGAAAGACUAUGAUUACGACCACGACAAGAAAUAUGACGACUAUGAUAAAUAUGAUGAUAAAAAAGAUUAUAAUAAGAGAGGUUAUAAAUAUGAAGUGAAGAGAGGAGACGACGAUUACGAUUACGACAACGACAAGAAAUAUGAUGACUAUAAUAAAUAUGACGACAAGAAAGACUACGAUUACGACUACGACAAGAAAUACGACGACAAGAAAGACUACGACUACAAAUAUGACGACCAUAAAUAUGACGACAAGAAAGACUAUGAUUACGACUACGACAAGAAAUAUGAUGAUAAGAAAGAUUAUAAUAAGAGAAGCUAUAAAUAUAAAGUGAAGAGAGGAGACUACGAUUACGAUUACGACAACGACAAGAAAUACGACGACCAUAAAUAUGACGACAAGAAAGACUACGAUUACGACUACGACAAGAAAUAUGACUAUAAUAAAUAUGACGACAAGAAAGACUACGACUACAAAUAUGACGACCAUAAAUAUGACGACAAGAAAGACUACAAAUAUGACAACUACAAGCAUUAA